CGUUCCCGUAACCGAUUGAAGCGACGACAACCACGACAACCCGGACGACUUUUUGCGGGUCAAUUCUGCCUUCCUUCGACUUCGUUUGCGUUGCCCGCUGUUGCUCAGAGAAACGCCGCCAGAAUGCCUUCGGAACACGGUAACAGACUCUAUGUCAAGGGUCGCCACCUGAGCUUCCAGCGCUCCAAGCGUGCUGUCAACUGCAACACCAGUCUGAUCCAGAUCGACGGUGUCAACAACACCGAGGCUGCCAACUUCUACCUCGGCAAGAAGGUCGCUUUCGUCUACCGGGCCAAGCGUGAGGUCCGUGGCUCCAACAUCCGGGUCAUCUGGGGCAAGGUCACCCGCCCUCACGGCAACUCCGGUGUCGUCCGCGCUCAGUUCCGCCACAACCUCCCCCCCAAGUCCCUCGGUGCCACCGUCCGUAUUAUGCUCUACCCCUCCAACAUCUAAAUGACGCCCUUUUUGAUAUGAUGGUUGGCACUCCGGAUCUUAUUUCGCGCAGACAGUCGGGCAAGGAGUCGACGGUAUGAGCCGAUGUUGAGAUGGAGUUGGCGGGUUGGUAAUGUUCGUGGGAGAGGCAGGGCCGGUUAGCCCUACGAAUUAAAUUAAAAGAACUUCUUUCUUCUUUUUCCAGCAUGGUGAUUGUCGGGCCACAGGCAUAUAUAGACGAGGCUCGAUCCAGUUUCAGUACUGGGGAGCUCUUGGUAUGCCUUGGCCGACAGCAAUGGCUUUCCCCACCCCAUGUACCUGACGCUCAUAAACAACACAAUCCAUACCAUUUCAACACCAC
Molecule: messenger RNA, 793 nt
Organism: Aspergillus homomorphus CBS 101889
Lineage: Eukaryota; Fungi; Ascomycota; Eurotiomycetes; Eurotiales; Aspergillaceae
Product: 60S ribosomal protein eL33
Exons: 6
Coding region: 124-453 (109 amino acids)
Biological process (GO): cytoplasmic translation; ribosomal large subunit biogenesis
Cellular component (GO): cytosolic large ribosomal subunit; ribosome
Molecular function (GO): structural constituent of ribosome
Source: RefSeq, a predicted model, not a curated record